AUUUAACGGAUGAGGAAAAGGAUGACCUCCUGUUAUCGUGUCGAUACGGGGACCUUGAAGAUGUUCAAGAGUUUAUUCGAAAUCAUGGACACGAACCGUUGGCGUCGAUUCGAGAUGGGAAUGGCAACACCAUCCUCCAUAUGGUUUGUGGAAACGGACACGAUGGUGAGCUGUAUGGAUAUUGAGAUCAAAAUCGCGAACAUUGAAACGUAUUCAAGGUGUCUCCUCCUAGAUCUGCUUGACUUGUUAUUGCCGAAAAUUCUCCCUUCACUUUUAUCGGCCCAAAACCACGCUGGAUCGACCGCACUUCACUGGGCCGCUCUUAAUUCACAUCUCACGACGAUCCAAAAGCUUGUCUUGUUCCCCGAUGGACCUGGUAUCGAUUUGAUUGAUAUAAAAAAUAAUGCGGGUCAUUCAUCGUUCGCAGAGGCAGAACUUUCAGGGUGGGAAGAAGGCGCAAAGUGGCUGGUACAAAUGAUGAAACUCGACGAGAAUCUGAAAGAGGAUGACAAGGAUUCAGAAGCAGACGACAGUAACGGAGCUGAUGAUAUUGAGGUAGAAAUCCAGGACGCAGACGGACAAGUGGCUAAAAUGACUAUCAGCGGUGGGGGCAAAAAGUGAGGAGUUCAUAUAUGUAAUGAAGAUAUAUUCAUAUAUAAAAAUUCCAA
Molecule: messenger RNA, 668 nt
Organism: Marasmius oreades (fairy-ring Marasmius)
Lineage: Eukaryota; Fungi; Basidiomycota; Agaricomycetes; Agaricales; Marasmiaceae
Exons: 2
Coding region: 10-621 (203 amino acids)
Source: RefSeq, a predicted model, not a curated record